CGACAUGGCUGGCGGCGGCGUUUCCUGGUGACAGCCGGGCGCCGGGCUAUGGGCAGCCAGGAGGUGCUGGGCCAGGCGGCCCGGCUGGCCUCCUCGGGUCUCCUCCUGCAGGUGUUGUUUCGAUUCAUCACCUUUGCCUUGAAUGCGUUUAUUCUUCGCUUUCUGUCCAAGGAAAUCGUUGGCAUAGUGAACGUAAGGCUAACGCUGCUUUACUCGACCACCAUCUUCCUGGCCAGAGAGGCCUUCCGGAGAGCAUGUCUGAGUGGGAGCACCCAGCGAGACUGGGGCCAGACCAUCAACCUCCUGUGGCUGACAGUCCCUCUGGGUGUGUUUUGGUCCUUGUUCCUGGGCUGGGUCUGGUUACGGUUGCUUGAAGUGCCUGAUCCUAAUGUCGUCCCCCACUAUGGAACUGGAGUGGUGGUGUUUGGUCUCUCAGCUGUGGUGGAACUUCUGGGAGAGCCCUUCUGGGUCUUGGCACAAGCACACAUGUUUGUCAAGCUCAAGGUGAUUGCUGAGAGCCUGUCGGUAAUCCUCAAGAGUGUGCUGACAGCUCUUCUCGUGCUGUGGGUGCCUCACUGGGGACUGUACAUCUUCUCUUUGGCCCAGGUUUUCUAUACUACAGUUCUGGUGCUCUGCUAUGUUACUUAUUUCAAAAAGUUACUGGGUUUCCCAAAAUCAACCAAGCAACAAACUCUUCCUGUCUCCAGAAUGACAGAUCUGCUACCCAGUAUUCUGAGAAGUAGAGCUUUUGUAAAUUGGACAGAGGCUAAAUUGACUUGGAGUUUUUUCAAACAGUCUUUCUUGAAACAGAUUUUGACAGAAGGGGAGCGAUAUGUGAUGACAUUUUUGAACGUGUUAAAUUUUGGCGAUCAGGGUGUCUAUGAUAUAGUGAAUAACCUUGGCUCCCUUGUGGCCAGAUUAAUUUUCCAGCCUAUAGAGGAGAGUUUUUAUAUAUUCUUUGCGAAGGUGCUGGAGAGAGAAAAGGAUGCCACACUUCAGAAGCAGGAGGAUGUUGCUGUGGCCGCCACGGUUUUGGAGUCCCUGCUCAAGCUGGCCCUGCUGACCGGCCUGACCAUCACCGUUUUUGGCUUUGCCUACUCUCAGCUGGCUUUGGAUAUCUAUGGAGGGGCCAUGCUUAGCUCAGGAUCAGGUCCUGUUUUGCUGCGAACUUACUGUCUCUACGUUCUCCUGCUUGCCAUCAAUGGAGUAACCGAGUGUUUCACAUUUGCUGCCAUGAGCAAAGAACAGGUGGACAGGUACAACCUCACAAUGCUGGCCCUGUCAUCUUCAUUCCUGGUGCUGUCCUACCUCCUGACCCGCUGGUAUGGCAGUGUGGGCUUCAUCUUGGCCAACUGCUUUAACAUGGGCAUUCGGAUCACAAAGAGCCUUCGGUUCAUCCACCGCUACUACCGUGAGAGCCCCCACCGGCCCCUGGCGGGCCUGCAGCUGUCGCCCGUCCUCCUGGGAGUGUUUGCCCUCAGUGGUGGGGUUACUGGUGUGUCAGAGGCAUUCCUCUGCUGUGAGCAGGGCUGGCUGGCCCGGCUGGCGCACGUGGUGGUGGGGGCCUUCUGUCUGGGAGCAACUCUGGGGACAGCGUUCCUCACCGAGACCAAGCUGAUCCACUUUCUUAGGACUCAGUUAGGUGCGUCCAGACUUGCUGACAAAAUGACGUGACCUGAGGGAUUCACUGACACCUGUGCACCUGGGCCAGCUGUGGGCAGAGCACGUUUCCUGGGCAGAAGGGCCCUGCAGAGGGGUCUGCGGAGUGAGGCCCACCCAGGCUCGAGAGGCGUUGGAGAGAACCCCCCGACCAACAUGGACUGUCCACCCGAAGUCUUCCUCAGGAAGCAGGGGUUCCAUGUUUACGGGAAGACCAAAAGCUUUUAAAAUAAAUACAAUUAUUUUUUCCACCA
Molecule: messenger RNA, 1913 nt
Organism: Myotis davidii
Lineage: Eukaryota; Metazoa; Chordata; Mammalia; Chiroptera; Vespertilionidae
Gene: RFT1
Product: RFT1 homolog
Exons: 13
Coding region: 49-1674 (541 amino acids)
Biological process (GO): dolichol-linked oligosaccharide biosynthetic process; glycolipid translocation
Cellular component (GO): endoplasmic reticulum membrane
Source: RefSeq, a predicted model, not a curated record